AUGACGUUUGCGUGCAAAAAGUGCAAAAAGUGCUUCCGCAAGGACGCGACCGAGUUCGAGGACGCCGACGAGUACUGCCCGCACUGCGACAACCACUACAUCCUGGAGGCGGUGACGCCCAAGGCGGCGCUGCGGGUGGAGGGCGAGGACGCCAGGAUGGACGCGCGAAUGCUCAAGGACGACAGGGUUAAGCAGACGAAGCCGACCAUGAACCAGAUUUCGAUAUUCGAUCCGGAUGCGGAUGUUGAUAAGCUUGGUUGA
This is a messenger RNA of Sordaria macrospora k-hell, 261 nucleotides long. RefSeq lists its product as uncharacterized. Gene Ontology annotation, molecular function: zinc ion binding. The record is from RefSeq and is a predicted model, not a curated record. NCBI's taxonomy places the organism in Eukaryota, Fungi, Ascomycota, Sordariomycetes, Sordariales, Sordariaceae. Gene Ontology annotation, cellular component: mitochondrial intermembrane space. Gene Ontology annotation, biological process: protein import into mitochondrial intermembrane space.